This is a messenger RNA of Plutella xylostella (diamondback moth), 1583 nucleotides long. RefSeq names its product visual pigment-like receptor peropsin. Gene Ontology annotation, biological process: G protein-coupled receptor signaling pathway. Gene Ontology annotation, cellular component: membrane. NCBI's taxonomy places the organism in Eukaryota, Metazoa, Arthropoda, Insecta, Lepidoptera, Plutellidae. The record is from RefSeq and is a predicted model, not a curated record. Gene Ontology annotation, molecular function: G protein-coupled receptor activity.
CAAGUUUUUAAAUGUACCUAGUACUCUACAUACUUACUUACUUGUUUUAAAUGUAUGUAACUCUACAUAUAAUUGGGUUCAAUUAUCAAAUCUCAGAUUCAGAUAAUGCGGAAGCGCGAAACAACAAAACUAGACUAUGUCUAUCUCUGUCGCUACACUGGCGGCGAGUAGCUCCAGCACUGCAGGUAGCAGGACUCUUCACGCCCCCGAUAUCACGUACAACAGCAGCGCCCACAAUGGAAACCCGAGCCGCCCUUUGUGCCAGUACCGGCCUGGUUCGACAACCUGACCAGUCUCUGUGACCACUCCACCUAAGUGGACGCUUCACCUGCCAGUACCAAUCCUUAAAACUAAAUGUGUGACGUGAAAACUUCAACAGAACAAUCCUGGUGCAAAAUUGUCCGUGACGAACCGAUCACAGUGCCCUCUGCACUAUGCAGACAGUGUACGACUACUAUGAAGACGACUGCCCCUGGUAUUACUUCGAUAGCUCCUACAAAACCUUACUCGGCGGUUGCCUCAUAGUUUUCGGUACGUUCGGGGUGCUGCUCAACGGUUGGCUGUUCGCCACAUUCAUCCACAGUCACCUCCUGACCCUGAGGAGCCACAUACUAGUGCUUAACCUUUGUACGGCGUCACUUGCCAGAAACCUGCUGGCAUUUCCAUUCGCGAGCUCAUCAGCAUUAGCCAAGAGAUGGCUAUUCGGGUCGUCAUGCUGCCAGUUGUAUGCAUUCGUGAAUCAGUUUAUUGGUGUAUUUCAAAUGGUGGCACUGGUCGUUAUUUCCUUGGAAAGAUAUUUUCAAGUUAAAGGCUUUAAAUAUGAGCAAGAGAUGAGCCUGUUCUUCCACUGGCUGCUGGUGGGCGUGUGCUGGGCGGCGGCGGUGGUGCUCGCCACGCCGCCGCUGUUCGGCUACGGGGUCUACUCGUGUGACGUCACCAGCACUGUCUGCACCUUCCUCUGGCCCUCGCUGCUCUCCGGUGCCAAGCAGCUCGGCUUCAGCAUACUUUUACUUAUACUCGGUGGCUUAUUACCUAUUUUCAUUAUAUUUUACUUCAUUAUCAGGACAAUACCGCUAGAAAAGAGAUACUACAAAGGGGAACAACAAAAAGACUUCCGUAGUCUUACUAAGACUCUGCACGGGGUGUGCGUGACGACGCUGGUCCUGUGGCUGCCGUCGGCCGUGCUGGCGGCGUGGCAGUGGGCGCCGCUGCUGGUGUACGGCUACCGGCUGCACGUGCCGCCCGCCCUCGCCGUCGUCGCGCCCGCUGCUGCUGAGGCGGCAACGAGCGUCCCUGUACUAUGCUAUCUGCUGGGAAACGAGCGACUCCGAGCAGCCCUGCUGGGCCGCAUGAGGAAACACUACGCACUGCUGCGGCCUGAUAAAGCGAAGCGAUUCCACCGAGCAUAGGAGCGUCUCGUGGUACCGGCCAUUGGAUCACCGUUUGCAAAGAAAAUGAAGAACAUCCGGCCGGACAUAAUCUAAUCCCGCGCUGGCGGGAAGCUGGAUGGCUGGUGUGGGUCAAAGACUAAGUUAUCAAGAAGACAGGAGCUUUAAAUUAAUUAAAGUAUUUUUUAUCAAUUA